Centruroides sculpturatus (bark scorpion) is the source of this 2706-nucleotide messenger RNA. RefSeq lists its product as uncharacterized. The record is from RefSeq and is a predicted model, not a curated record. The coding region runs from base 153 to 2192 and encodes 679 amino acids. The transcript is spliced from 2 exons. NCBI's taxonomy places the organism in Eukaryota, Metazoa, Arthropoda, Arachnida, Scorpiones, Buthidae.
UAACCAUUAUUUUCAUCCGUCUUAUGUGCUUAAUGCAAUAUAUCAGAAACUCUUCAUCUGAUAUUACUGCAUCUGGCCAUAAAAUAAUUGAAUUAUCUAAAUGGUAAAUAGUAAAGGUUCAUAUAGAACUUUAUCCUGAAGUUUUGUAGUUAAUGGCUAGUUCGGAAGAUACGAAUAAAUCCUCAGAACAUUCUUCAGCUUCUACUGAUUCGGAUGAUGAUGAAGAAUAUGACGAAUCCGAAUCAUCUGAUAACUCUAACUUGCCUGAAACAUCUUCCGAUUCUUCGGAACGAGUUGAUUAUUCUUCUGAAAAUGAAAACAGUUCACUUGAAAGAAAUAUUUUGCCGCCGAAAGAUAUAAGAAAAAAGCAAAAUAAUGUAAAUUUUAGUAGAAUAUCCACAAAUUAUACACCUAGUAUAGAACAUUUAGAAAAGUUUUCUUCGAUUUCGGACGUUUCAACUCCAACUGUUAAAUGGAAAAUUCCUUUAAAGGAAAUAAAUGAUAGCGAUUUAUCUACAUCAAAUGAAUAUCGAAUGACUUAUGAACAUUCGGAUAAUUUAGGAGAAGUCGGAAAGAAAAGUAAAAAGAAAACGAAUAAAAAAAGUAAAAAAGGAAAAAAAGAAUCAAAAGCGGUUAAAGUCAGACAACAACCAUUUAGAUUGCCCCACUUUUAUCCGCCAUAUAGUUUUCCGGGAUACAAUCCUCCAAUGGGUCUUCCUAUUGGUCCUCCUUUUUUUCAUGUUAUAGAAGAAGAAGAAACACCUAAAGAAACUUAUGUUAACGUCAAUACUCAAAUUCAUCAACCGCCACCUCCACCGAAGCUUAAUCUAGAAGAUAUCUUACAAGAUCUGGAACAGUUCUCAAAAACGGACAAAAGAUCUCCUGCUGGUAAACUGUACAAGAGUUUGAGAGAUUAUAUUCGUUUUUUAAAUGGUGAACAACUUUCCUCGGAAGAAAACUUGAAGGAAGCGAUGUUAUUAUUAGAAAAUAUAGAAAAGAGAAAAAAGGUAAAAAAGAAACUUAAACAACAAAAGAAGAAACGAAUGAUUGCCGAUUUAGCCAACGUACCUAAGAUAAUUGAAGGCGAAUGCACUUGCUGUAAACCGAAAAUUAAAUUGCAGAAUAGAUUUUUGGAGAGUUUAGGAACACCCGAUUAUAAUAGGAAGGAUAUAUAUGCGAAAAGAAGAGGUCCUACUAUGAAAGUUAGACAUCUUCCCGAUCUAUCUAGAGUUCUAGGCAAACAAUGUGCAUUGAGAACAUCGAACCAAGUGGAAUACGAAAGAGCUUUAUUUAAGCCUGGUGAAAAGAAACCUAUUUUAAAAUAUAAAAUAGGAGAUAAAGCCUCUUCGGAAGAACUUCUUCAAUUACCCGAAGAUACGAAAAGGAAACAAAGAAGAACGGAUAAAAAUAAAAAAGCUGGAAUAAAAGCGAAAAUUGGAAUUGGAUCUGAAGUAACAUCGAAAGAUAUUACGAAACAAAUAGGAUUAAAAGAGAAGAUCGACGAAGCUGUAAAAGAAAAAAUCAUGCCAGAAGGGGAAGACGAAUUAAAAGAAAGGAUAAAAGAUAUUAUUUUAGAUGAAGAAGAAAUUCUGGAUAUAAAUCUUGACGAUUACGAAAAAUAUGUGGAUAAAAAAGACAUGCUUAUGGCUAGAUAUAGAAAAGAAAUAUUAAAAAAUGAUAUUUCUGAUAAAUACAUGAUGGACAUAGUCAUGGAAACUGAAUUUGAUAAACUACAUAUAAAAGAAAAAGAACCGAUUAAAGAAAAGAAGAUCCAAAAGCCACUCGUUAUCGCGGUUAAAAGAAAUUAUCCUACUAAAGAACAUCCUAAAAAACCUUUAGUUCGUAAACCAAUACACAGACGUACAUCUAGCGUAGGCGUAAAUAUCAAUAAAUCGUGUGCUUCUGUUCGUGUAAACGUGUCUAAAGAAAAGAUCAAUGAUAGUGACCACUCGAUUGAUGUCAGGUAUGGAACAGGUAUUCACGAGUAUAAACAAAAAUACAUGGAUAAAGUGUACUUUGAAGAAUUCAAGAAUGUAGAAAAUAAUAAUAAACGUCAACGAAUAUCGGUAAAAUUACAUAGCAGAGAUUCGACAAGAAAAUAUUAUAUGCUCGAUUCCAGCUCUGAAAGUCAUAUUAGCAUUCACUCGUGUUCUGAAAAUUGUAGAAGAUAUGACAGUUGUAAUAUAUUAUAAAUGUAAAUAGAUAAUGUUUAAUUCAGAAAACUUAAUAAAUGUUAACCUAAUAAAAGCGAAAAGAAUUGGAAAUUUAAUGAUAAGUCACUGUAUAAACUGUGGGUAAUUUGAUCGAUCAGCUGCCAUAACAGUAAACAGUUUUUCAAACAUAUAUAAUUUAAACAGUCUUUGCAUUUGUUUAAGUAAACAUGGCCUGUUUUUUUUUAAACCAAAAAGUCUUCAGCUGUAUUACAGUUAUUAUCUCAUAGAUCAAAAGCAUUUGCUUAAUUCUGAAUUAAAUGGGAUAAUUAAAAUGGCCUUUAAUAAGAUUUAUGCUUUCUAUAAAAUUUUUAUUUUUGAUUUUUAAAAUACAGUGUUUAAGUACAGUCAGUUCUAUAAAGUCAUUUAACUUCUUCGUAAUAAAGCGGCCGAAUGUGCCAACGAUAAUCGAAAAUCGAUACAAAUAAGAUUCAAAAAAGCAGGAAUAAAUCAUCUAUUUUCUGACAAGAUAAGAAUAACUUUCGAGAGGAAUGAU